AGUGGGUGUUCUCACCCUUGAAGUCAGAACAGUGAAAGUUCUGGAGGAUUACACAAGCACUUGGUCCUAUUUUUUUUUCACCAAAAUUGAAUCCUGAAAACUCCUGAUGGCAGACUGAAAGGUGAAUACUUAACAUGAAUGGCACAGUUCUUCCAGAGCCUAACUGGAUGAGUACCCUUUGCAUGGCUGUGGUGAAAAACGUGCCCAGCACAGUUGUUAAACAUGUCUGCUGGCUCUGAGUGGGCUCCCAGGCCCAGAUUGGCCACACACGCACUGGGGCUGGCUGGGCCUGCCUUUGCUUAGGCAGAGGUGGCUCCUGGCGGAAGAGCAGGAGAAACUGGGGCAGCUGUUCUCAGGCCAAAUGCAAAGGAUAGGGUAGAGAGAGGGGCCGAAGGACGAGUGGAAAUGAUGGGGAGAAGACAGAGGAAAAAAAGGCCAAAUUGCUAGGACAGUAGUGGGUGAGUGACGUUCAGACUUGGCUUGCCCCUCUUAUAAAUGGGUUGAUUUAUCUCAUUUGUAAAGUGAAAUGGACAGAUGUGAGUCCUUGGUGACUCAUUGGAGCUUCUCAAACCUUACCCAGGGGACAGCCUAGUUAUGGGUUGUGGACAUUGGAUGGGGUGAGGAGUGUGGAGUUUUUCAUCUUUCAAUCUGAGAAGACUGUUUUGCAGUUUUGAGUACGUCAGCCAGUGAAGAACUGUAAAAAAGGCUGAUUUUUAGUCAUGCCUAGUAAUUGUUUUCAGAAUAUUUUUCUAGGCGGCUGGAGACAAGGGUGUUUUGAAUAGCUUGUUAAACAGACUUUUAAGAGGUACACCCAAUUAGCACUACUAAGUAGGUAUUUAGAUGUUGCCCGGAUUCAUGGGACUUUGCUGGAAAAUAAAUUGCAAACUUGAGUCAAGUGUGAUAUUUUAAACUAGCUUUUGGUCCUUAAAACCACUUUGCUUGAGUUGGAGACAGCCAGCUUCUCCCUUGUUUUUCUUGCCUGGUCACCAGGCUUUUGAGCUCUAGGCUGGCCUCCCCAACACUCAAACAUAUUCCUUUUAUAGAAGUAAAAGUACCUGGCCUCCAUGAUGUGUAACUCUGAGUCAUCCAGUGGAUGUUAACUCCAAAAACAUUCUUCAAGAGACUUUUUCCAUUUUGUUCCAGAGCACAGUCUAAAUUUGGACUCAUUGGCAAGGGAAGUGAAAGGCCCCAAUAGAACCCUUCUGGUCGCUGCCUUCUUUGAGUUGCCGUUGUGGGUGGGCAGGGACAGCCUUACCUGCACAGAGGCUCUGGGUUUCUUGCAUUCCUUUCUGAAUGAGUCGGCCUCUCAUUUGCACAUAUGUUAGUGACCAUUUCUAAUGAUUGAGACUCUUGGGCACAGUGCCUCAUGGUUUUGUAAUGCUAGUGUGAACCAAUAUCCUAUUCCCAUGGUGAGUAAUGUUAUAUUAAUGUUUAGUAGUAUCUGGGCAAAUUAGAUAGAGCAUGAGUGCUUGGUAACACCAAGAUAUGUAAACGUGGGGAAGUCGUGGGAUGAGAAAGUUACUUGUCCAGAGCAGCCUAAACUGAUGAAUGAGAAUCUGAUGCUAGUAUUUUAGGGAAUGUCAGUUUUGGUCUCUCUCAUAUGUCUAAUUAUAGUGUCAACUACAAUACACUGAUAAGUACUAAAAUGUAUUAUAUUUUCCCCCCACUCCUCUAUUUCAAAUUGUAGUGUACAGCAUUAACAAGGACUGCAGAUCUAAUGCCCAGCCACCAGCUAAUGAGCGAGAAGGAUUUUUACGAAAAAGCAGAAGUUGCCAGAUGGUUUUUGUUGUUUUGUUUUGUGUUCUUGGUGGUUGGGACUCGAAGGUACAGAGAUAAUUGCCAGUCCUUCUGUAUUACUGAGAAAUUGUAAACAUCUGUGUUGUGGGCUUUGUUUAUUUUUAUUCCCUGCAGUCCUUAACAGGAUAUCUGCCCGGUAAUUGACUCUCAGUCAGAGAGUACCUUUGACUCUUUUUUUGAAAAUCAUUGUAUCAAGGAAUGUGUCUAAAAGUCACAGGCCAUCCUGUUUAAUCUAAAUAAGUUACAUUUCUUCUGUUUGUAGAUUUUUGAACCUAAGAGCAAAAGCGAAUAUUUGUAACAAAAUUUUACAGAUGAAUUUUUAAGUAGAUACCACAUAAAGGUCCAAUUAAGCAAAACUUGAUACGAAUGUCUAUUUUAUGUGAAGUACUCUAAGUGAUUAUUGUUAUUCAGGUGUUACAUCCUGUGGAGUUUCUUGAUUAUUAAAGUAAUGUAUUUGCUUACAAAACAAUGACAAAGUGAGACAUAUGGGAAGAGAGGAAGGAAUUAUUAACAUAAUAAGAGAAGGGGCUUUCUUACGGGGAUAAGUAUGUUUUUCACUGAAGUUUUUAUUUGUUCUGUCAUUGAGCCAAUCUUUAUUGAGUUAGAAGCAGACUCUGCUCUAUUAAAUUUGCUGAUAGGACACCUGGAUGUCUUUGCUUUUCUUCUUGCCAGCUGAGGAGUUAGACUAGAAUAACUUCAAGAUGGGCUGUAAUUUUGGAAUAGUGAACAGAGGUUUUAUGAUAUCCACUGGUGUUUUGUCACAUCUGCCAGGUUACCCAAAACAGAAACUUUGAAAACCAUUUUUAUGGAAAGGACAAAUUGUGUACUUGGAGCUCUGGGCUGAAUAUUUUGUGAUGUGGUUUUCAAGUGCUCUUAUAAUAAUUAUAAUGCCAGCUAAUUGUCCUUACGUGUCAGUGCUGCCAUGUACUGUUCUGAUUGCCUGUAUUACUUAUUUAAUAAAUGUACUAGUAUCUCCAUUUUACAGAUGAGGAAACUGAGCUGCAGAGAGAUUGGUUAAGUAGCUUGGAGUACAGAGUGGGUUAAGGGAUGGAGUGGUUUGAACCUAGUUCUUGGGCCAUUCUCUUAACCACUUGUUAACUAAAGAAUAGAGUAGACAGGAGUAUAAUUUAACACAAGUUGUCUUUUAUAUGACUUAUAAAAUUAGCUCCGUGGGUUUAUUUUCCAUGCCUUAUACAUACUAAAGUUAUGAAAAGUGUUUCUAUUUUUGAAUGAUUUUCCUUUCCUUAUUUUCAUUGUUUUUCCCUGCACCAUUGCUGAUAACCUUACAAAUAAGGAUUGUGAAAGACAGGAGAAAGAUAAGCAUGCCAGUCAUAAGUUUUGAUUCUAUACAAUUUUCCUCUUUUUCCAAAUUGAUACUUUUCAGCUAUCCCACUGUAAUUCCUCACUGCUGUCCAGGUUUAUCCCAUGCAUCAAAUUCUGUGGUUUUUAGUGUAGUUUCCUGCCUUUUAGCAUGGAAACUUUUGGGUGAGGAGAAUAUGGUGAUGUAGUUCAAGUUGAAAUACUAGGAUAUGAGUACUUUUACAAGCCCAUAGACUGUGUGCACAUUAACUAUGCUUUUAGCAGUUGAGCUUUGGUUCAUUGUAGUGAAAUGCUUUUCCAUGAGUAAUUCUUGAAUGCUGGUGUUCGUUUUUACCACAGAUGUUACAAGUUGGCCAUGGCUCUCUGUUGAAAAACGCAUACAAAUUGCCAGUUUGGUGUAAGCAGUAAGAAAUCACAUUGCUUUUUAAUUGUAUUUAUUUCUAUUUUUAAUAUUUGAGCUUUAAAAUAUUGUAGUAGUAUUGUAAAAAUGCAUCUAUUUAUAAAGUUAUCCUGCACUAAGCCUAAGCUGUAAUGAGGAUAUUGGUACAUGACUGUCCUGUACUUUUAGUGUUUGUCUACUUUUCAAUACGUGUAAGACUUUGAUGUUUCUGUCUCCAUGGUUUGAUGAAGUACUUAAUACCAUGAAUACUAUAUUUAUUAUCAAAUUUUGAAUGAAAUCACUAUCCUAAAUACAAGUGAAAUGUUUUUGAAAUUUUCAUCACCUCUGAAACACCCACUAUUUCUGUAGAAUUGGAUUGAGGAGGGUGGAAGGAAGGGUUAAUCCCUCAAAAUACAAAUUAGCAGUUCCUUUUUAUCAUAAAGUAAAUGUGUGGCAUGGGAGAAUGUGUUGGAUAAUUCUCAUCUUAGGUUGUACAUAUAUGACCAAGGCACUGGAUAAAUUCAUAUGUGAGUGUAGUUUAUUUUCAUGCUCUUUGGAAUGUAUUUAGUAUUGUUUCUGCCAGUCUAAGCCUUAAAAAGGUCUGUAGCUCAUUUGGGGUUGCUGCAAUCUGAGGAGCUGCUGUUCUGAAUGUCUUUGUUUUAUUUUAACUUUUUUUUUUCUUCCCAAGAUGGGAUCUUGCUAUAUUGCUCAGGCUAGAGUGUGGUGGCCUGAUCAUAAAACUCACUGCAGCCUUGACAUCCUGGGCUCAAGCUGUCCUCUUGUCUCAGCUUCCCCAGCAGCUGGAACUAUAGGUGCAUGCCAGCAUGCCCAGCUAAUUUUUUAUUUUUUUGUAGAGAUGGGGUGUUGCUAUGUUGUCCAGGCUGAUCUCAAACUCCUAGGCUCAAGCACUUUUCCUGUCUGGCCUUCCCAAAGUGCUGGGAUUACUGGUGUGAGCCACUGUGCCUGGCCCUAUGUAUCUUCAGAAGAUCAUUCAUAUCUGGCACAGACAGUUGACCUUUUUUGAGUCAACAGAGCCGGUUUGCAUAGGAGAUAGUAAGUGGGUCUAUGGAGAUUGAAAGUUACAGGUUCCAUUUAGUAGAGGCUACUAGUUUUUGAAGAGAGAGGGAGAAAGUGAUACCAAAGGGAUUGCUUCCUCAGUGCCCCUGGCCACUGCUCAUGUGGUGCCAGGCAAGAGGGUGGACUGCAGGGGCAGGCCAGUCCAGUUUAGCGGCACAGCCACUCAGUGAGCAGGAGUCUUUGUGGAAGGAAAGUUGAGACGAUGACAGAGCUAACAGCAAACUCAGACAAUCUGAAAAAGAAAAGAAAAAAUCCAGAAAAAUUCACGUAUGCAAAUGCAAAUAUUUAUAACUAUUUUCGGUAAAUCCCUUUGUUCAUGAGAAAUCAUUUACAAAAUAUGUGUGUGCAAGCUAAGUCUAUUCUUGUAAAGAAAUCUGAGUCAGUCUGAGGAGAUUGCAGUUGGCGCUGUGGAAGCAUCAUGCUUGUGGCUGUUCCUGCCUGUUGAAAUGAUUCAGGCCCAUGACAUUUCUGUGUAAAGGAUGCUUUAAUUUGUCUUCUCCGACUGCCCCUUACUCACUUGAAGACAGACUCAUAUGCCUGGGGCAGUGACUUGCAGAGCUUCUAGUCCUUUGCUCAAACUGUCCUAUCUUGGAAGAGCUGACUAAAUGUAAAAAAAUUCCACCUCAAAAAGAAGUGAAUGGCUGGUGUGAUCUCCUCAGAAGAAUCUCAGGACAAAUUUACAUACACACCCCUUCAUCUGACACCUGUGGCUUUGAAGGAGAAAGCCAGAUAACACUGUGGGAUGGUCAUUUAAUCAGUUUGUAUCCACACAAAUGCAUACAGGAUUUCCCUCAUGCAAUAGGUAAUGAGACCCUCCCCUGAGAUUAAUAUGUAUAUAUAAUUAAUAACUAGCCCAGCAUGUUCUCCGGAAGGGCAGUGGCAGGAGAAAUAUCACAGCCUCUGCCCUGACCUGCCCAGUGUCUUUAUUCUCGGUGCAGUCCUUGAUAGGAGGGACAUGGGACGUGUGGCUCACAGAAUGUUGACCAGCAGCCCCGUUCAUUGCAUGGCUGGAUCUGGUUCCCACCUAGUGGGUCAAGGCUGGUAUAUUAAAGUUCUGAUGUUAUUUCUCAAAAAGACCAAUUUACCUAGUCAGAGCAUGUAUAUAUAAGUGUGUGUGUGUAUAUAGCAUUCUAUAUUCACAAACAUUAAGUGAUUUUUCUAGGACUUAAGAGAAAGUAAAGGCCAGGCAGGCACAGUGGCUGCAUCUGUAAUCCCAGUGCUUUGGGAGGCUGAGGCAAGAAAACUGCUCAAGAUCAGGAGUUUAAGACCAGCCUGGGUAGCAUAGCUAGACUCUGCCUCUACAAAAAGCACGAAUACAUGAGCUGGCCAUGGUGGCACAUGCCUUUAGUUCCAGCUGUGCCACUCCAUACAGUCCAGCCUGGGUGACAGAGCAAGACCCUGUUUCGCAAGACCCUGUUUCUUUAAAAAACAAAACAAAACAAAAAACAAAACAGGGAAGAAGUAGUAGUAGUACAUCUUUUACCACUGUUGUUAGAAUGGGCACAGCAAACUGUCCACUUAUUUUCAUCGUUAACAUAUGUAAAGUAAUUUAUGUUAUUUUCUUACAGAAGUGAUUCAAAUCAUAGGUAAAGUGAAUAGGGCAGUUGGCUCUGAUAAAGUUGACAGUAAUCAGAACUUAAAGAAGUAAGCCAUUGUCGGUCAGGAAAAUUGCAGACUGGAAAAGAUAAUUAUUAGUGAAGAGUUCUUGUGGUUCUUAGUAAAUUAUCUUCCUGAACCUAGUGGCUCUGCUCCUUCGCCAUAUAAAACUCUGAUUUUGUUGAUUAACAUUUUGGUAUUCAAUAACAACUCUAAAUGGCUCAUUUAUUGUUUCAUGUUUUCUAUUUUAUACCAAACAAAUUAGGAGAUGUGGGCAUAUCAAAGAUGUGAAGAAAAAUAAAAGGAAUUCAGAAAGAAUGAUAGAUCCAAUCUUCAGGAGAUAAUGUAGUUGCAUCGAUUGUGUUGUAAAUAAUAUCUAGCAUUAGUAAUGGCAGUGGAAUUAAUCAUGACAAUAAUAAAGAUUGCUUUAAUUUGAGUUAUAUAUACAUGAUUUCAUUCCAAUAUAAAAGAAAUGACCCCAGUAACUUCUGGGAUUCCAAGAAGGUUUCCAAAUUAUUUGUUUUACAAACUCAAACGUUCUUCCCUUUUUUUCUGUUUUCCCUCCAAGAACAAAGUCUCGCUCUGUUGCCCAGGGUAGGAUGCAAAAAUGUAAUCUUGCCUCACCACAACUUCUAUCUCCUGGGCCUAAGUGAUCCUCCCACCUCAGCCUCCUGAGUGUGUCCAUCUGUAGUAGAUGCAUGCCCAGCUAAUUCUUUAAAUUUUUUUAGAGAGACAAGGUCUCACUAUAUUGCCCAGGUUGGUCUUGAGUCUCUGGGCUCAAGUGAUCCUCCCACUUCAGCCUCUCAGCAUAUUCGUAAGAAUGAGAGGGAAUGCUAUGAAUACUACCACUAUCCUGGGAUAACAGGCACUUGAUAAGAAGAAUACAAGGGGACCCUACUUACUCACUCAACAAAUGUCUUUGAACAUUUACAGGUCAAGAAUAUAAGAAGAGGACGGGCUGCUUAGGUUUCGAAAAAACGAUGAAAUGAAAGCUAUGGAUGUUUUGCCAAUUUUGAAGGAAAAAGUUGCAUACCUUUCAGGUGGUAGAGAUAAACGUGGAGGUCCCAUUUUAACAUUUCCAGCCCGCAGCAAUCAUGACAGAAUACGACAGGAAGAUCUCAGGAGACUCAUUUCCUAUCUAGCCUGUAUUCCCAGUGAGGAGGUCUGCAAGCGCGGCUUCACGGUGAUCGUGGACAUGCGUGGGUCCAAGUGGGACUCCAUCAAGCCCCUGCUGAAGAUCCUGCAGGAGUCCUUCCCCUGCUGCAUCCACGUGGCCCUGAUCAUCAAGCCAGACAACUUCUGGCAGAAACAGAGGACUAAUUUUGGCAGUUCUAAAUUUGAAUUUGAGACAAAUAUGGUGUCUUUAGAAGGCCUUACCAAAGUAGUUGAUCCUUCUCAGCUAACUCCCGAAUUUGAUGGCUGCCUGGAAUACAACCACGAAGAAUGGAUUGAAAUCAGAGUUGCUUUUGAAGACUACAUUAGCAAUGCAACCCACAUGCUGUCCCGGCUAGAGGAACUUCAGGACAUCCUAGCUAAGAAGGAGCUGCCUCAGGAUUUAGAGGGGGCUCGGAAUAUGAUUGAGGAACAUUCUCAGCUGAAAAAGAAGGUGAUUAAGGCCCCCAUCGAGGACCUGGAUUUGGAGGGACAGAAGCUGCUGCAGAGGAUACAGAGCAGUGAAAGCUUUCCCAAAAAGAACUCAGGCUCAGGCAACGCAGACCUUCAGAACCUCUUGCCCAAAGUGUCCACCAUGCUGGACCGGCUGCACUCAACACGGCAGCACCUGCACCAGAUGUGGCAUGUGAGGAAGCUGAAGCUGGACCAGUGCUUCCAGCUGAGGCUGUUUGAACAGGAUGCUGAGAAGAUGUUUGACUGGAUCACACACAACAAAGGCCUGUUUCUAAACAGCUACACGGAGAUUGGGACCAGCCAUCCUCAUGCCAUGGAGCUUCAGACGCAGCACAAUCACUUUGCUAUGAACUGUAUGAACGUGUAUGUAAAUAUAAACCGCAUCAUGUCGGUGGCCAAUCGCCUGGUGGAGUCUGGCCACUAUGCCUCGCAGCAGAUCCGGCAGAUCGCGAGUCAGCUGGAGCAGGAGUGGAAGGCAUUUGCGGCAGCCCUGGAUGAGCGGAGCACCUUGCUGGACAUGUCGUCCAUUUUCCACCAGAAGGCCGAAAAGUAUAUGAGCAACGUGGAUUCGUGGUGUAAAGCUUGCGGUGAGGUAGACCUUCCCUCAGAGCUGCAGGAUCUAGAAGAUGCCAUUCAUCACCACCAGGGAAUAUAUGAACAUAUCACUCUUGCCUAUUCUGAGGUGAGCCAAGAUGGGAAGUCGCUCCUUGACAAGCUCCAGCGGCCCUUGACGCCUGGCAGCUCUGAUUCCUUGACGGCCUCUGCCAACUACUCCAAGGCUGUGCACCAUGUCCUGGAUGUCAUCCACGAGGUGCUGCACCACCAGCGGCAGCUUGAGAACAUCUGGCAACACCGCAAGGUCCGGCUCCAUCAGAGGCUGCAGCUGUGUGUUUUCCAGCAGGACGUUCAGCAGGUGCUAGACUGGAUCGAGAACCACGGAGAAGCAUUUCUGAGCAAACAUACGGGUGUGGGGAAAUCUCUCCAUCGGGCCAGAGCAUUGCAGAAACGUCAUGAAGAUUUUGAAGAAGUGGCACAGAACACUUAUACCAAUGCGGAUAAAUUACUAGAAGCUGCAGAACAGCUGGCUCAGACUGGGGAGUGUGACCCUGAAGAGAUUUACCAGGCUGCCCAUCAGCUGGAAGACCGGAUUCAAGACUUCGUUCGGCGUGUUGAGCAGCGAAAGAUCCUACUGGACAUGUCAGUGUCCUUUCACACCCAUGUGAAAGAGCUGUGGACGUGGCUGGAGGAGCUGCAGAAGGAGCUGCUGGACGACGUGUAUGCCGAGUCGGUGGAGGCCGUGCAGGACCUCAUCAAGCGCUUCGGCCAGCAGCAGCAGACCACCCUGCAGGUGACCGUCAACGUGAUCAAGGAAGGGGAGGACCUCAUCCAGCAGCUCAGGGACUCUGCCAUCUCCAGUAACAAGACCCCCCACAACAGCUCCAUCAACCACAUCGAGACGGUGCUGCAGCAGCUGGACGAGGCACAGUCACAGAUGGAGGAGCUCUUCCAGGAGCGCAAGAUCAAGUUGGAGCUCUUCCUGCAGCUGCGCAUCUUCGAGAGGGACGCCAUCGAUAUUAUCUCAGACCUCGAAUCUUGGAAUGAUGAACUUUCUCAGCAAAUGAAUGACUUCGACACAGAAGAUCUCACGAUCGCAGAGCAGCGCCUCCAGCACCAUGCAGACAAAGCCUUGACCAUGAACAACUUGACUUUUGACGUCAUCCACCAAGGGCAAGAUCUUUUGCAGUACGUCAAUGAGGUCCAGGCCUCUGGCGUAGAGCUGCUUUGCGACAGAGAUGUAGAUAUGGCAACUCGCGUCCAGGACCUGCUGGAGUUUCUUCAUGAAAAACAGCAGGAAUUGGAUUUAGCCGCAGAGCAGCAUCGGAAACACCUGGAACAGUGCGUGCAGCUGCGCCACCUGCAGGCAGAAGUGAAGCAGGUGCUGGGUUGGAUCCGCAACGGAGAGUCCAUGUUAAAUGCCGGACUUAUCACAGCCAGCUCGUUACAAGAGGCUGAGCAGCUCCAGCGAGAGCACGAGCAGUUCCAGCAUGCCAUCGAGAAAACACAUCAGAGUGCGCUGCAGGUGCAGCAGAAGGCGGAAGCCAUGCUACAGGCCAACCACUACGACAUGGACAUGAUCCGGGACUGCGCCGAGAAGGUGGCGUCACACUGGCAGCAGCUCAUGCUCAAGAUGGAAGAUCGCCUCAAGCUCGUCAAUGCCUCUGUCGCUUUCUACAAAACCUCAGAGCAGGUCUGCAGCGUCCUUGAGAGCCUGGAACAGGAGUAUAAGAGAGAAGAAGACUGGUGUGGCGGGGCUGAUAAGCUGGGCCCCAACUCCGAGACGGACCAUGUGACGCCCAUGAUCAGCAAGCACCUGGAGCAGAAGGAGGCAUUCCUGAAGGCUUGCACCCUUGCUCGGAGGAAUGCAGAUGUCUUCCUGAAAUACCUGCACAGGAACAGUGUGAACAUGCCAGGAAUGGUGACGCACAUCAAAGCUCCUGAGCAGCAAGUGAAAAAUAUCUUGAAUGAGCUCUUCCAACGGGAGAACAGGGUAUUGCAUUAUUGGACCAUGAGGAAGAGACGGCUGGACCAGUGCCAGCAGUAUGUGGUCUUUGAGAGGAGUGCCAAGCAGGCUUUGGAAUGGAUCCAUGACAAUGGCGAGUUCUACCUUUCCACGCACACCUCCACAGGCUCCAGUAUACAGCACACCCAGGAGCUCCUGAAGGAGCACGAGGAGUUCCAGAUAACUGCAAAGCAAACCAAAGAGAGAGUGAAGCUAUUGAUACAGCUGGCUGAUGGCUUUUGUGAAAAAGGGCAUGCCCAUGCGGCAGAGAUAAAAAAAUGUGUUACUGCUGUGGAUAAGAGGUACAGAGAUUUCUCUCUGCGGAUGGAGAAGUACAGGACCUCUUUGGAGAAAGCCCUGGGGAUUUCUUCAGAUUCCAACAAAUCGAGUAAAAGUCUCCAGCUCGAUAUCAUUCCAGCCAGUAUCCCUGGCUCAGAGGUGAAGCUUCGAGAUGCUGCUCAUGAACUUAAUGAAGAGAAGCGGAAAUCUGCCCGCAGGAAAGAGUUCAUAAUGGCUGAGCUCAUUCAAACUGAAAAGGCCUAUGUAAGAGACCUCCGGGAAUGUAUGGAUACCUACCUGUGGGAAAUGACCAGUGGUGUGGAAGAGAUCCCACCUGGCAUUGUCAACAAAGAACUCAUAAUCUUUGGAAACAUGCAGGAAAUCUACGAAUUUCAUAAUAACAUAUUCCUAAAGGAGCUGGAAAAAUAUGAACAGUUGCCAGAGGAUGUUGGACAUUGUUUUGUUACUUGGGCAGACAAGUUUCAGAUGUAUGUCACAUAUUGCAAAAAUAAGCCUGAUUCUACUCAGCUGAUUUUGGAACAUGCAGGGUCCUAUUUUGAUGAGAUACAGCAACGACAUGGAUUAGCCAAUUCCAUUUCUUCCUACCUUAUUAAACCGGUUCAACGAAUAACAAAGUAUCAGCUCCUUUUAAAAGAGCUGCUGACAUGCUGUGAGGAAGGAAAGGGGGAGAUUAAAGAUGGCCUGGAGGUGAUGCUCAGUGUGCCGAAGCGAGCCAAUGACGCCAUGCACCUCAGCAUGCUGGAAGGGUUUGAUGAAAACAUUGAGUCUCAGGGAGAACUCAUCCUGCAGGAAUCCUUCCAAGUGUGGGACCCAAAAACCUUAAUUCGAAAGGGUCGAGAACGGCAUCUCUUCCUUUUUGAAAUGUCCUUAGUAUUUAGUAAAGAAGUGAAAGAUUCCAGUGGGAGAAGCAAGUACCUUUACAAAAGCAAAUUGUUUACCUCAGAGUUGGGUGUCACAGAACAUGUUGAAGGAGACCCUUGCAAAUUUGCACUGUGGGUGGGCAGAACGCCAACUUCAGAUAAUAAAAUCGUCCUUAAGGCUUCCAGUAUAGAGAACAAACAGGACUGGAUAAAGCACAUCCGCGAAGUCAUCCAGGAGCGGACGAUCCACCUGAAGGGAGCCCUGAAAGAGCCCAUCCACAUCCCCAAGACCGCCCCCGCCACAAGACAGAAGGGAAGGAGGGAUGGAGAAGAUCUGGACAGCCAAGGAGAUGGCAGCAGCCAGCCUGAUACGAUAUCCAUCGCCUCGCGGACGUCUCAGAACACGCUGGACAGCGAUAAGCUUUCUGGAGGCUGUGAGCUGACAGUGGUGAUCCACGACUUCACCGCUUGCAACAGCAACGAGCUGACCAUCCGCCGCGGCCAGACCGUGGAAGUUCUGGAGCGGCCGCAUGACAAGCCUGACUGGUGUCUGGUGCGGACCACGGACCGCUCCCCAGCGGCAGAAGGCCUGGUCCCCUGUGGCUCACUGUGCAUCGCCCACUCCAGAAGUAGCAUGGAAAUGGAGGGCAUCUUCAACCACAAAGACUCGCUCUCCGUCUCCAGUAAUGACGCCAGUCCACCUGCAUCCGUGGCUUCCCUCCAGCCCCACAUGAUCGGGGCCCAGAGCUCGCCGGGCCCCAAGCGGCCAGGCAACACCCUGCGCAAGUGGCUCACCAGCCCGGUGCGGCGGCUCAGCAGCGGCAAGGCCGACGGACACGUGAAGAAGCUGGCGCACAAGCACAAGAAGAGCCGCGAGGUCCGUAAGAGCGCCGACGCCGGUUCGCAGAAGGACUCGGACGACAGCGCGGCCACCCCGCAGGACGAGACGGUGGAGGAGAGAGGCCGGAACGAGGGCCUGAGCAGCGGGACCCUCUCCAAAUCCUCCUCCUCGGGGAUGCAGAGCUGUGGAGAAGAGGAAGGCGAGGAGGGGGCCGAUGCCGUGCCCCUACCGCCACCCAUGGCCAUCCAGCAGCACAGCCUCCUCCAGCCGGACCCACAGGAUGACAAGGCCUCUUCUCGGUUAUUAGUCCGCCCCACCAGCUCCGAAACACCAAGUGCAGCUGAACUCGUCAGUGCAAUUGAGGAACUUGUGAAAAGCAAGAUGGCACUGGAGGAUCGUCCUAGCUCACUCCUUGUUGACCAGGGAGAUAGUAGCAGCCCAUCCUUCAACCCUUCGGAUAAUUCCCUUCUCUCUUCCUCCUCACCCAUUGAUGAGAUGGAAGAAAGGAAAUCCAGCUCUUUAAAGAGAAGACACUACGUUCUGCAAGAAUUAGUGGAGACAGAGCGUGACUAUGUACGGGACCUUGGCUAUGUGGUUGAGGGCUACAUGGCACUUAUGAAAGAAGAUGGUGUUCCUGACGACAUGAAAGGAAAAGACAAAAUUGUGUUUGGCAACAUCCAUCAGAUUUACGACUGGCACAGAGACUUUUUUUUAGGAGAAUUAGAGAAGUGCCUUGAAGAUCCAGAAAAACUAGGAUCCCUUUUUGUUAAACACGAGAGAAGGUUGCACAUGUACAUAGUUUAUUGUCAAAAUAAACCAAAGUCUGAGCACAUUGUCUCAGAAUACAUUGAUACCUUUUUUGAGGACUUAAAGCAGCGUCUCGGCCACAGGUUGCAGCUCACAGAUCUGUUGAUCAAACCGGUGCAGAGAAUCAUGAAGUAUCAGCUCUUACUGAAGGACUUCCUCAAGUAUUCCAAAAAGGCCAGUCUGGAUACAUCAGAAUUAGAGAGAGCUGUGGAAGUCAUGUGCAUAGUACCCAGGCGGUGCAACGACAUGAUGAAUGUGGGGCGGCUGCAAGGAUUCGAUGGUAAAAUCGUUGCCCAGGGUAAACUGCUCUUGCAGGACACAUUCUUGGUUACAGACCAAGAUGCAGGGCUUCUGCCUCGCUGCAGAGAGAGGCGCAUCUUCCUCUUUGAGCAGAUUGUCAUAUUCAGCGAGCCACUUGAUAAAAAGAAGGGCUUCUCCAUGCCAGGAUUCCUGUUUAAGAACAGUAUCAAGGUGAGUUGCCUUUGCCUGGAGGAAAAUGUGGAAAAUGAUCCCUGUAAAUUUGCUCUGACAUCAAGGACGGGUGACGUGGUAGAGACCUUCAUUUUGCAUUCAUCUAGUCCAAGUGUCCGGCAAACUUGGAUCCAUGAAAUCAACCAAAUUUUAGAAAACCAGCGCAAUUUUCUAAAUGCCUUGACAUCACCAAUCGAGUACCAGAGGAACCACAGCGGGGGCGGCGGCGGCGGCGGCAGCGGGGGCGGCGGCGGUGGUGGGGGCAGUGGCAGCAGCGGGGCUCCCAGUGGCGGCAGCGGCGGCCACAGCAGCGGCCCCGGAAGCUGCGGCGGCGCCCCCAGCACGAGCAGGAGCCGGCCCUCCCGGAUCCCCCAGCCUGUCCGACACCACCCCCCCGUGCUGGUCUCCUCUGCAGCCUCGAGCCAGGCAGAGGCAGACAAGAUGUCAGGUACGUCCACUCCUGGGCCCUCCCUGCCUCCCUGCGUGGCCCCCGAGGCCAGCCCCAGCGCUCCUGGCAGGCGGCCCCCCAGCGCGGACGCCGAGGGGUCGGAGCGAGAAGCGGAGCCGAUCCCCAAGAUGAAGGUGCUGGAGAGCCCCAGGAAAUGCGCCGCGAACGCCUCGGGGCCGAGCCCGGACGCCCCCGCUAAGGAAGCGCGCGCGAGCCUGGGUGCCCUGCCGCUGGGGAAGCCCCGGCCCGGGGCCGCGUCGCCGCUGAACUCGCCGCUCUCAAGCGCGGUCCCUUCUCCUCUCGGCAAGGAGCCCUUCCCCCCCAGCAGCCCCCUGCAGAAGGGGGGCUCCUUCUGGAGCUCCAUCCCCGCUUCCCCCGCCAGCCGACCAGGCUCCUUCACCUUCCCGGGGGACAGCGACUCCCUCCAGCGCCAGACGCCCCGCCACGCGGCCCCCGGCAAAGACACUGACCGCAUGAGCACCUGCUCGUCGGCCAGCGAGCAGUCCGUGCAGUCCACCCAGAGCAACGGGAGUGAAAGCAGCAGCAGUAGCAACAUCUCCACCAUGUUGGUGACACACGAUUACACGGCAGUGAAGGAGGAUGAGAUCAACGUCUACCAAGGAGAGGUCGUUCAGAUUCUGGCCAGCAACCAGCAGAACAUGUUUCUGGUGUUCCGAGCCGCCACUGACCAGUGCCCUGCAGCCGAGGGCUGGAUUCCGGGCUUUGUCCUGGGCCACACCAGUGCAGUCAUCAUGGAGAACCCCGACGGGACUCUCAAGAAGUCAACAUCUUGGCACACAGCACUCCGUUUAAGGAAAAAAUCUGAGAAAAAAGAUAAAGACGGCAAAAGGGAAGGCAAGUUAGAGAAUGGUUAUCGGAAGUCACGGGAAGGACUCAGCAACAAGGUAUCUGUGAAGCUUCUCAAUCCCAACUACAUUUAUGAUGUUCCCCCAGAAUUCGUCAUUCCAUUGAGUGAGGUCACUUGUGAGACAGGGGAGACCGUUGUUCUUAGAUGUCGAGUCUGUGGCCGCCCCAAAGCCUCAAUUACCUGGAAGGGCCCUGAACACAACACCUUGAACAACGAUGGUCACUACAGCAUCUCCUACAGUGACCUGGGAGAGGCCACUCUGAAGAUUGUGGGUGUGACCACGGAAGAUGACGGCAUCUACACGUGCACUGCUGUCAAUGACAUGGGUUCAGCCUCAUCUUCGGCCAGCCUGAGGGUCCUAGGUCCAGGGACGGAUGGGAUCAUGGUGACCUGGAAAGACAACUUUGACUCCUUCUACAGUGAAGUGGCUGAGCUUGGCAGGGGCAGGUUCUCUGUCGUGAAGAAAUGUGAUCAGAAAGGAACCAAGCGAGCAGUGGCCACUAAGUUUGUGAACAAAAAGUUGAUGAAGCGUGACCAGGUCACCCAUGAGCUUGGCAUCCUGCAGAGCCUCCAGCACCCGCUGCUUAUUGGCCUCCUUGACACCUUUGAGACCCCCACCAGCUACGUCCUGGUCUUGGAAAUGGCUGACCAGGGUCGCCUCCUGGACUGCGUGGUGCGAUGGGGAAGUCUCACUGAAGGGAAGAUCAGAGCGCACCUGGGGGAGGUUCUGGAAGCUGUCCGGUACCUGCACAACUGCAGGAUAGCACACCUGGACCUAAAGCCUGAGAAUAUCCUGGUGGAUCAGAGUUUAGCCAAGCCAACCAUCAAACUGGCUGACUUUGGAGAUGCCGUUCAACUUAACACGACCUACUACGUCCACCAGUUACUGGGGAACCCUGAAUUUGCGGCCCCUGAAAUCAUCCUCGGGAACCCUGUCUCCCUGACCUCGGAUACAUGGAGUGUUGGAGUGCUCACAUACGUACUUCUUAGUGGCGUGUCCCCCUUCCUGGAUGACAGCGUAGAAGAGACCUGCCUGAACAUUUGCCGCUUAGACUUUAGCUUCCCAGAUGACUACUUUAAAGGAGUUAGCCAGAAGGCCAAGGAGUUCGUGUGCUUCCUCCUGCAGGAGGACCCCGCCAAGCGUCCCUCGGCUGCGCUGGCCCUCCAGGAGCAGUGGCUGCAGGCGGGCAAUGGCAGGAGCACGGGCGUCCUCGACACGUCCAGACUGACAUCCUUCAUUGAGCGGCGCAAACACCAGAAUGAUGUUCGACCUAUCCGUAGCAUUAAAAACUUCCUACAGAGCAGGCUUCUGCCUAGAGUUUGACCUAUCCAGAAGUUCUUUCUCAUUCUCUUUCACCUGCCAAUCAGCUGUUAAUUUGAAUUUUCAAGAGAAAACAAGCAAACAGAACUGAUCAGCUGCCGGUAUGUUCAUCGUGUGAAAUUGCAUUCCAAGUGAGCUGUGCUCAGCAGUGCUUGGACACAGAGCUGCGAGCUGCGCUGGGGUGGAGGACCGUCACUUACACUCUGCCCAAGGCAGAGGUCGCAUUGCUGUAUCACAGUAUUUUAUUCAGGUUUCUGCAAAAAAUAAAAAGAUACUUUUUUAAACAAACAUGAAUAGAAUUUUGCAAAUUUAAUGUUUUCAAGAUUUAUCCAAGGAAACAAAAUGCCUAUGUUCUACCACUGGUGUAACGAACAAAGCAAAGAUACUGUGCGUCUCAGGAAGACGCACCCAGGUGGCGGCCACUCCCACGGCCUUGUCUAGGGCUCAGAGUCCACUCUGCUCUGAGCUUUUCCAGGCGCCUCUUCUGUGUGCAUCUCACACCAGAUGUGGCUUCUGAAACGUGCAUUCAACCUCAAACUUUUGCAUAAAAUAGAAUGAAUCGUUUUGCUCUGAUGAAAUGUAGGCCUUACUUGUAUAUAAGACUGUUCCUGCCUUCGGUCUGUCGUAUCCCCACCUGUCUCCUCUACCUACCCCCACCCACUGCCUGGGGCUUCCUCUGGGGGUCUGAGGGUCUGCCCAUCAAAUGAAGACAUCAGGUUGGGUCCUGCCCCACUGCCCCUUCCCCUGUUCCUGCCCCAAGCCGUCAAUCAGAUUGUUGAGCAGUACACAGUCAGAUGAAAAUACUGUAAAUGCACUCAUUGGGGGUUUUUUGGUUUUACUUCAUAUCAUGUGCAAUGUUGUGGCUUUAACAUUUUAUGCAACUAUUUAUGAAGACCUCUGUUGUACCUGUAAUAAAUAUAUAGAAAAAGCACAUACUUCGUAUGGUGAGCUUUAUGGUUUUGUGUGUGUGUUGGGGUUGGCGGGUGGGUGGGUAGGGUCGUAGCCCUGUGCCAUCAGUUCCAGGAGACUUAACUCUUCAUGAAAUUUGUUGGUUUUGAGGACUGUAAAAAGUGAUUUCAUACUCUGAAUAUAAAACUGGAUAAUAGGGUAAUGUUUUAAAGUUUAUUAUGCUAUUAUUCAGAAUGCCAAAGUAUUUUUUUUCCCAAAAUCAGUCUGGACAUUUACUACUUUUUAGACUUUUUGACGUUCAACUUUCUGUACAAAAAUUGGCUGGGUUUUGAGCUUUUGGUAAGAAAUAAAAGCCAAUUAAGCACUGGCCGCCCCGCGGCUAUUACCCAAUGCCCGAGUCACUGUGGCAGCAUUCAUGCUGGUGCGGGGAGUCCUUUCAACUCAAGGAGGCUGGAUCUCUGGGCACCCUUGAAGUUUUCUGGAUGUCUUUUUAUCUUUCUCAUGUGAACUGCACUACAAAAGAGACCAGCCUGCUUCCCAAGCCAGCCGGACACCUGAGUCUUGAGCCAUAAACUGGCAUAGUUAAGCUUUGCAGCUUCCAAUGUGUUUUAUUUAUUCUUUUGUUGGGUUUUUGUUUCUUCUUGUAAAAUUGUACAGAAACUUUUUAAAAGAAAUUGGAUUCAAAACUGGAUGUGUAUUCGUAACCUCAUAAUUUUUAUUUGUGUAUUGUUUCUUUUAUUUCAGUUAAAUUUUUACAUUAUUUUGCAUGUAUAUUUCUUUGUACAGAGACCUUACAUGUUUACACAGUAUGAUGUGAUGUAAAUAUUUUAUUUUGCCAUCAGUUAUUUUAAAAAAUUAAACAUAUUUGCCUGA
Messenger RNA from Callithrix jacchus (white-tufted-ear marmoset), 18053 nucleotides. The record is from RefSeq and is a predicted model, not a curated record. NCBI's taxonomy places the organism in Eukaryota, Metazoa, Chordata, Mammalia, Primates, Cebidae.